This is a messenger RNA of Lampris incognitus (smalleye Pacific opah), 3124 nucleotides long. RefSeq names its product SUMO specific peptidase 1 (gene senp1). The transcript is spliced from 19 exons. NCBI's taxonomy places the organism in Eukaryota, Metazoa, Chordata, Actinopteri, Lampriformes, Lampridae. The coding region runs from base 1 to 2205 and encodes 734 amino acids. Gene Ontology annotation, biological process: protein desumoylation. The record is from RefSeq and is a predicted model, not a curated record. Gene Ontology annotation, molecular function: deSUMOylase activity. Gene Ontology annotation, cellular component: nucleus.
AUGCUUACAAAAAUAUACCAAUGGAUAGAAACGGGCUUCGCUAAUCUUCGCAAUGAAGUGCCAGCUGCGGAUCAUUCAGAUACACAAGGGGCACAGGAAGGUGGUCAGAGGAGGAGAAAAAGACCGGCUGAAUGUAUGGAAGAUGGAGACAACGAUGACCAAGAUGUCCUCAACAAGAAAUAUUGUAUGGGAAACCUCAUUGACACAGUCAAGACUGCAGCUGAAGGGGUGAAGAGUCAUAGUUCCCAUGUAGCUACAUGGGUAAAAAACAUUAUGAGUCCUACCUUAAACAGUCUGCCUGCCUCUUCUGGUCCUGUUCCGGUGAAACCCCAGCCAGAAGUCUCUACAUCAGCAGCAGCAGCUUGGGAGAUGAGGCCAGUUGUGGGGAGGAACUCUGCCUCUCAAGAUGAGACAUUUGCUGCUCCAUCAACAACUUUGGAAUGGAAAACAUCUAAAUCGGACUCUUUCCGAAAUGAGAGAUCAGUUAUGGGACCCAAGGUCUAUAGGCGUCAAGUGUAUUCGAGUCGAGUACACUGUGACAUGACCAAAAUAAACGGUCACUCGGUCAGCUUGCCGCCCUCCAGCACCCCCAAAGAACUUCCUCGGCCAAGAUUAGGCAGGCCACUCAACCUACGGCCACGUGAAAGGUCAAGUUGCAGCCUUUGUGAUGCCUCAGGUGUUGGCACAAAUGGCACAUACACCGCCAGCACGUUUGAGACCUUCCCCAUAAAAAUGGUGCAGAGCCCAACACACAGCACCUCCUCCAUUCACCCUCGAAGGACCAACGCACGCUGCACUGCUGAGGAGUCCAUCCGUGAGGAGGAGAGAGAGGUCUACAGACAGUUGCUGACCAUGGUUUCUGGUGGUCAGUCAUCUUUCCUCCACAAAGGCAGCUCACCCGCAGUUGUGCGGUCACUCAGGGAUUUCACCAGCUUCCUGAGCAGCAGUUGUGGCUUGAUGCGCUUCUCACCCCCUGCUGGCUCAAGGGCAGGGGAGAGUGCAGAGGUACCCUGCAGAUCCCCAAGUAUGCAGGGUAAUUCCAUUCAGUACUCCAGCAACCUCCCCAGCCCAGUGGAGUGCUCUAGCAGGGCAGACAGUCAGAUGUGGUCCCCAGUAACUGACCUCAGCCCAGGUGGGGCAGCAAUUUUUCCAUCUGCUCCUUCACCAGCCGUCCUGCAGGUCAAUUCCCCUCAGGGCACACAGUCAUCAGCUGACGAUAGCGACUCUGUAAUAAUUGUAAAAGAGCAAAAGGGUGAAAAACCAGACAGCUCAAGUGUGUCAUGUUUCCAAGCCGAACUAUGGAUCAAAGAAUUGACGACCAUGUACGACUCUCGAGCACGAGAGAGACGGCGACAGAUUGAAGAACAAGAGGCUUUGACUGCCCAGCUGCUACGACAACGCCUGUCUGCAGAAAGCCAACUUAGCCCAGAUGUGGAGGUCCAUGUGCGGGUUCCUUUGGAGAAGGAAGUUCCUCUCACACGUACCAUAGAUGAACCAAAACCCCUUGAGGAGAAACCAGAAUUCCCUGAACUCACGGAGGAGAUGGAGGAUGAGGUGAGCAGAGUGUUCAGGAGUGGGAUUCCCCAUGAGGUGUUGAGUGAAGGAUUUGGGCUGAGCCUCAAACGCAAGGACCUGCAGACCCUCAGCCAGCGUAACUGGCUCAAUGAUGAAGUGAUAAACUUUUACAUGAAUCUGUUGGUGGAGCGCAGUAAGGACCCGAACCUGCAUCUUCCAUCUGUUGACACCUUCAGCACCUUUUUCUUCCCCAAACUACGAAGCAGUGGCUACUCUGCUGUCCGCCGCUGGACCAAAAAGAUGGAUAUCUUCUCCUUGGACAUCCUGCUUGUGCCUGUCCAUUUGGGGAUGCAUUGGUGCCUCUCUGUGGUGGAUUUCCGCAAGAAGGCCAUCAUGUACUUUGACUCAAUGGGAGGAAAUGAUGGUGGAGCUUGCAGGAUAUUGUUAGAAUAUCUUCAGCAGGAGAGUAAAGACAAGAAGGGCAAGGAACUGGAUACCUCAGGCUGGAGUCUGUGUAGCAAAAGACCCAAUGAAAUCCCACAGCAGAUGAAUGGCAGCGAUUGUGGAAUGUUCACAUGCAAAUAUGCAGAAUACAUCACCAAAGACAAGCCGAUCACAUUUACACAAAAACACAUGGCCUACUUCAGGAGAAGAAUGGUUUGGGAGAUACUGAACCGCAAACUUUUGUAAGGUCAGGGGGAGGAUUGUGAACUGGGUCGCUAGGCUCACUGUUCUAUGUAAGUGGACUGCAUUUAUAUAGCGCUUUUCAAGUCUGCCGACCACUCAAAGUGCUUUAUAAUGUAUGCGUCACAUUCACACACACACACUGAUGGCAGAGGCUGCCGUGCAAGGAGCCAACCUGCUCAUCAGGAACAGUUAAGUGUCUUGUUCAAGGACACUUUGGCACGCUCUCUGGAGGAGUCGAACCAGCGACCUUAGACGACCCGCUCUACCUCCUGAGCCAUGCCGUCCAUUAUGUGUCAUAAUGGUGGCAGUGCAGUGUUCAACAACAGGAUUCACCUUCCUUCUCUGGGAAUGCCUUGCAUCCAGGCUCAUCCAGAUCAGGACCCAUCUCUGCCAAACCACCUCCUCUUAGGGCAAUCUAGUCCUUGGCUGAUGUGACAUGACUGAAGUAGAAAGCACUGCCCUCCAAAACUCUACUCCAGCUUGUUGUUUUUUGGUGUAACCACGUAGCCUCUGUAUUGCAGGUGCAGCUAUUGCUCAGCCAGAACCAUUUCAGGAAUCAGACAAGUACUGACUUACAAAUCAUAAUCUUAAGUGUAAUAUUAACAUAUUUGAUGCAAAUACAAAAGGUUUACAUGUCAUUUCAAUGCACAAAGGAAUUGUUAAUUUGUGUUAUGCUGGACCAAUGUUUUUGGUAGUGCCAAGUCUUAUGAUUUGGAACUGCCCAUUUUAAGUAUUUGUGCAAACUAGUUGCAUCACGGGCAUCCGAGUGGUGUAGCAGUCUAUUCUUUUGCCUACCAAGACGGGGUCUUCAGUUCGAAUCCCCAUGUUACCUCCGGCUUGGUUGGGUGUCCCUAGACACAAUUAGCCAUGUCUGCGGGUGGGAAGCCGGAUGUGGGUAUGUGUCCUGGUUGCUUGCACUAGC